Sesamum indicum (sesame) is the source of this 1771-nucleotide messenger RNA. NCBI's taxonomy places the organism in Eukaryota, Viridiplantae, Streptophyta, Magnoliopsida, Lamiales, Pedaliaceae. The record is from RefSeq and is a predicted model, not a curated record.
CUCACAUUCUCAUCCCCUGUGCAUUUCAUUGAGCCCUCACACACAGAGAGGAGAGAGAGAGGAAAAGAAAAGAAAAGAGGGGUCAGCGCUUUUUCAAGGGGUUUCAGCCAUGGCUUCGAGAGUUGUUCAGCAGCAGAACAGAGGAGAGGUAGUCCCGGGGGCUAUUAAGCAGAAGAAUGUGGGAGCAGAAAGGAAGAAUCGUCGUGCACUAGGUGACAUAGGAAAUGUGGUUACCGUUCGUGGGGUCGAGGGGAAGCAGAUUCCUCAGGUUUCUCGUCCGGUUACAAGGAGUUUUUGUGCUCAGUUACUGGCUAAUGCACAGGCUGCAGCAGCUGAAAACAACAAGGCUGCAAAUGCCAAUGGAGCCAUUGUGGUGGAUGGAGCUCUGCCGGAAAAGAGAGCUGCCGUGCGGAAGCCAGCUCAGAAAAAAGCUGCAGCAACCACCAAACCUAAGCCAGAGGAGAUAAUUGAAAUUAGUCCCGAUAGUACAGAAGUUGCAGAGAAGGAUAAGCCUCUCAAGGAGAAGGCCGGAGAGAAGUCGUUGAAGAAGAAAGCUCCAACUCUUACUUCAACUCUCACUGCUAGAAGCAAGGCUGCGUCCGGGCUAAGCAAUAAACCAAAGGUGCAAAUAGUUGACAUAGAUGCUGCUGACGUGAAUAAUGACUUGGCUGUUGUUGAAUAUGUUGAUGAGAUCUACAAGUUCUACAAGUCAGUUGAGAAUGAGGGCCGUGUUCACGAUUAUAUGGAUUCACAACCUGAGAUAAAUGAGAAAAUGAGAGCAAUUCUGAUUGAUUGGUUGAUUCAAGUUCACCACAAAUUCGAGCUCAAUCCCGAGACCCUUUACCUCACGAUCAACAUCGUUGAUCGGUAUCUUGCAGCUAAGACUACAUCAAGAAGGGAGCUGCAGUUGGUGGGGUUGGGAGCAAUGCUUAUAGCUUCCAAGUAUGAAGAAAUUUGGGCCCCUGAGGUGAAUGAGUUAGUGUGCAUCUCAGACAGAACAUAUACUAACGAGCAGGUCUUGGCUAUGGAGAAGCGGAUAUUGGCCGCGUUGGAAUGGUACUUAACGGUCCCGACUCCAUACGUUUUCCUUGCCCGCUUCAUCAAAGCAUCUCAAACUGACUCUGAUGUGGAGAGCAUGGUAUAUUUUCUUGCUGAGCUUGGAAUGAUGAAUUAUGCCACACUUAUUUACUGUCCAUCAAUGAUUGCCGCCUCGGCAGUCUAUGCAGCUCGGUGCACGUUAAAUAAAGCCCCCAUCUGGAAUGAAACUCUUAAGUUGCACACUGGUUUCUCAGAACCACAGCUUAUGGAUUGCGCUAAGCUGCUGGUCAGCUUCCACUCCAUGGCAGCAGAUCAGAAGCUGAGAGGGAUUUACAGAAAAUACUCGAGUUCGGAGCGAGGGGCUGUCGCACUUCUACCACCAGCCAAGUCUCUUUUGGCUCUGCCUCAUUGAGCAACUAACAGCUAUAACAUAUAGGCAUUUGUCACACACAGGACUUGAUGUAAGCUAACAUCUAUUUUGUGGGACUUUUAAUCUUGAACGAUUCGAAGCUCUGUAUAAUUCUUUGUUCUUUUGAAGCUUCUCAGUUCUCAGGAAGUGAGAAAAUUUGUGAAACCUUAACAUCAUUGAUUACCUCGAACAGCUGUGAAAUCCCAGAUUAUAUUGCAUUAUUAUGAAAUAUAGAAGGUUUUCUUCUAUGCUGGACAAUGAAACAAGUCUGUAUCUGUCUGCACAGUGCUGAGUUAUUUAAUUGCAACAAGAUCGAACAACUCA